AUGUCUCAUCCAAUCCUAUCAGAAUUCGAUAUCGUUUUUGCUGGAGGUGGCACUACAGCUUGUGUUGUAGCAGGUCGCUUAGCUGCAUAUGAUCCCUCGCUCAGGAUCUUGAUUCUGGAAGCGGGUCAACACACCCUCAACAAACCUAUUCAUGUCCAACCCUCUCAAGCUCGCUUCAACCAAGAACCGACGAGCACCACGGUUACAUUCAACAUAGGAAAUCCAUCUCCUCGUCUCAACGGCCGUGCGCCGGCCGUUCCUUCCGGUCGUUGCGUUGGUGGAGGCUCAUGUGUGAAUUCUAUGGUAUACACUCGCGCGCCUGCUUCGGAUUAUGAUGAUUGGGGAGUCGAUGGUUGGGAAUCUGAAAAUUUGAUUCCUCUCAUGAAGAAGCUGGAGAAAUACGAGGUGCAGCCCGAUUGUCCAACUCACGGCUAUGAUGGACCUAUCAAAGUGUCAUCUGGUGGGUGUAAAACGGGUAUCUUCAACGAAUUCAUCCAGGUUGGCACGACUUAUCACAAGAGGCACUAUGCCGACGAUACCGACGAUUUGGAAACAUGCAACACAUACAGUCCGUCUCAGAAAUACAUCGACGGGACAACCGGAAGGCGUUCUGACGCAGCUCACCACUAUGUCUACAACCAAGCUCACAACCCAAAUUUACACGUCUGGGAUGGAAAGCGCGUGAAGCGUAUCAUCUUCGAGGACAAACGUGCUGUGGGUGUCGAGUUCACCAGCGACCCAGUGUCUUGCCCAGAUGCGGACCAAUCAUCGAGUAUUGUCAGAGCAUCAAAACUUGUUGUUAUCUCUGCUGGGGCGUUCGGUUCCCCGACCAUUCUGGAGAGGUCUGGUAUCGGUGCUGAGGCGAUCCUCAAACGGUGCGGCAUCGAGCAGCUAGUGAAUUUACCUGGCGUCGGAGAAAAUUAUCAAGAUCACUAUCUCGUCCUUGUUCCAUACCUAGCUGCCGACGAGAUCAUUACCACUGACGCCCCCUCUCGUGGGGAAAGUAUUCUACAAGAAAACCUUGCACAACGGAAAGGUAGCAGCAAGUCACUGAUGGCACAAAAUGGCAUCAAUUCGAAAAUCAAGUGGCGUCCUGAUGACGAAGAACUGAAAGCCAUGGAUCCAGCUUUUCAACUACGCUGGAAAGAGUUCUUCCAGGACAAGCCAGACAAGGCUGUUGCAAUAUUUGCUCCUUUUGCGCGAUAUCUUGCACCUCUCUCGAGGCCGCUCUCGAGCAUCCUUCCUUCUCGGAGCUACAUGACUGCCUGUUGUUAUACACUUUACUCCGUGUCUGUUGGAAGCGUUCAUAUCAACGUGACAGAGGACGGCAAAGAACGAAUGGAUUUUACUACAGGCUUCCUAGAUGACCCAUCCGAUAUGGUUCCUCUCAACUUCGGGUAUAAAAAGACUCGCGAAAUUUUUCGACGCAUGGCUUCCUACCGAGGUGAAGUCACUGCCGGCCAUCCCGAUUUUCCAGAACGAAGCGCUGCAGCUUGCAGAGAAGUCUCCGGGCCAGUGGACUUGUAUGCGCCUGACAUCGCCUACACUGCCGAAGAUGACGAGGCGAUCGAUCGAUUCCUCCGCGACAUCGUGCAAACGGCAUGCCACUCGCUUGGGACUUGUGCCAUGAAACCGGAGGCAGAUCAUGGAGUUGUCGACGCUCGGCUUAAUGUAUACGGGGUGUCGAACUUGAAGGUUGCAGAUCUGUCCAUUUCACCUUUGAAUGUUGGCACGAACACUUAUUCGACGGCACUUCUCAUCGGAGAGCGGGCUGCGAUGAUCAUUGCCGAAGACUUGGGCAUCGAUUGCAUUUGA
Molecule: messenger RNA, 1815 nt
Organism: Suillus plorans
Lineage: Eukaryota; Fungi; Basidiomycota; Agaricomycetes; Boletales; Suillaceae
Product: GMC oxidoreductase-domain-containing protein
Exons: 16
Coding region: 1-1815 (604 amino acids)
Molecular function (GO): flavin adenine dinucleotide binding; oxidoreductase activity, acting on CH-OH group of donors
Source: RefSeq, a predicted model, not a curated record